This is a messenger RNA of Dissoconium aciculare CBS 342.82, 960 nucleotides long. RefSeq names its product NADH-cytochrome b5 reductase 1. Gene Ontology annotation, cellular component: endoplasmic reticulum. Lineage: Eukaryota; Fungi; Ascomycota; Dothideomycetes; Mycosphaerellales; Dissoconiaceae. The transcript has 3 exons. Gene Ontology annotation, molecular function: oxidoreductase activity. The coding region runs from base 1 to 960 and encodes 319 amino acids. The record is from RefSeq and is a predicted model, not a curated record.
AUGGCCCACAGCAUGUUCACCGUCAAAUACAUCGGCCUGAUCUACAUCCCGUCGUUCGCCUUGAUCGUCGGCACUCUCAUGUACCAGCGAUCAUUGCUUCCCUUCUCCGUCCUGGCCGUCUUCUUCGGCCUCGGCUUCGUCGUCUACGAGAUCAAUGAAGCCACCAAGACCUCAUACGCCAAGGUCCUCAGCGCCGAAGCCUACCAGUCGUUCCCCAUCUCCGAGAUCAAGAAGAUCUCCCACAACACCGCCGUCUACCGCUUCUCGCUCCCGGAGAACAGCGUCCUGGGCCUGCCCAUCGGCCAACACAUCUCCCUCGCCGCCACCCUCGACGUCAAGGACCCCAAGAUGGAGACCGUCGAGCGCAAGGAGGUCGUGCGCUCCUACACCCCGAUCUCCUCCGACGUGACCCCGGGCUACUUCGACCUCCUCGUGAAGUCCUACCCGACCGGCAACAUCUCGCGCCACCUCGCCACGCUGAAGGUCGGCGACACGAUGAAGGUCAAGGGCCCCAAGGGCAACAUGAUCUACUCGCCCAACCUCGUCCGCCACUUCGGCAUGAUCGCCGGCGGCACCGGCAUCACCCCGAUGCUGCAGAUCAUCAACGCCGUCGUGCGCGGCCGCAACACCGGCGACCGCACCGAGAUCGACCUGCUCUUCGCCAACGUCAACGAGGAGGACAUCCUGAUGCGCGACGAGCUCGACGCCCUGGCCAAGAAGGACCCCAACGUCCGCGUCCACUACGUCCUGAACAACCCCCCGGCCGGCUGGAAGGGCGAGGUCGGCUUCGUCACUGCUGAUAUGAUCAAGAAAUACCUCCCCAAGCCCGCCAAGGACAUCAAGAUCCUCGUCUGCGGGCCCCCGCCCAUGGUCUCCGCGAUCAAGAAGGCCACCGAGUCGCUCGGCUACGACAAGGCCCGGGCCGUGUCCAAGCUGGAGGACCAGUUCUUCGCCUUCUAA